UAUAAAAAAUUAAAAAUGGAAGUAAAACUUAGGUCAGUCAUCACCUCUACACUCAUCCUAGUAGGUAUACUACUCACAGUAAAAUUACUAAAAUGGGCGUGGCUGAGGCCGAGGAAGCUGGAGAAACUUCUCCGGGAACAAGGUCUCAACGGCAACCCAUACAAACUCCUGAUCGGAGACAUGAAACAGUUGAUCACAGUAAUGAAAACAGAGCAGCCCAAGGCGGUGAAGCUCUCCGACCCCAUACCGCCUCAUAUCCUUCCAUUCUACACCCAAAUCAUUCACAAAUACGGAGCGCGUUCCUUCACAUGGUUUGGAGCUGCGCCGAGGAUUAACAUCUCCGAUCCGGAGCUGAUGAAGGAGAUCCUCACGAAACCUAGCGUGUUCCAGAAGCCACGCCCCGAUCCGAUUGGGGAGACGAUCGUGGGAGGACUUCUGUUUCUCGAAGACGCGCAAUGGGCUAUGCACAGAAAGAUCAUCAACGCCGCUUUCCAUAUCGACAAGCUGAAAAAGAUGAUACCCGCAAUGUAUAUAUGUUGUUCGGAGAUGAUAGAGAAAUGGGGAGCCUUGGUUUGUAGAAAUGGAAAGCAAGCGGAAAUCGACGUUUGGCCUUACCUCGAAGAUUUAUCGGGUGAUGUGAUUUCGCGGACUGCGUUCGGGUGCAGUGAUCAUGAGCAAGGAAGAAGGAUAUUUGAGUUACAGAAAGAGCAAGUUAAGCUUGUUUUGCAGCUGCUGCAGUUCUCUUUCGUCCCCGGAUGGAGGCACUUCCCCACCAAAAGCAACAGAAGAAUGAGAGCUGUGACGAGAGAGAUUGAGUCCGUGGUGAAGGGCAUCAUCACGCAAAGAGAGAGAGCAACGGAGAGGGGAGAAAGCAUCCAUGAUGACUUACUAGGCAUAUUAAUGGAAUCGAAUGUCAAAGAAAUUCAACGAGGGAAGAAGAUGGGGAUGAGCAUCAACGAUGUGAUCGAGGAAUGCAAGCUGUUCUAUUUCGCCGGAUCCGAGACCACGUCGAAUUUGCUGGUGUGGACGUUGGUGAUGCUGAGCAAACAUCAACACUGGCAAGAUCGUGCGAGGGAGGAGGUUUUGCAUGUUUUGGGAAACAAUCCACCUACUUUCGAUGCCCUCAACCAGCUUAAAACGGUGACUAUGAUUUUCCAGGAAGUUCUGAGGAUGUAUCCGCCGGCACCGUUGAUCAUCCGAGCGCCUACGAAGACGGUGAAGCUGGGAAGCAUGAUAGUGCCGGUGGGGGCAGAGUUAACUCUACUCAUAGGGCUAAUGCAUCACGAUCCGGAGAUAUGGGGUGACGAUGUGAACGAAUUCAAACCGGAGAGAUUUGGUCAAGGGAUUUCGAGUGCAGCUAAGAUCAACUUCGCCUUCUUGCCGUUCAGCUCUGGCCCUCGCGUCUGCAUCGGCCAAAACUUCGCGAUGAUGGAGGCGAAAAUGGCGUUGGCGGUGAUGCUGCAGAGUUUCCGGUUCGAAUUGUCGUCUUCUUACAAGCAUGCACCAUUUCCGAUCAUGACGCUGCAGCCACAGUAUGGUGCUCCUUUGAUUUUGCAUAAGCUAUAAUUCACCCACUUCUUAUUGUACUAUAUUUCCAGAGGGCAGAACAAUUUUAGACGCAGACGAGACGAUAAACUAGGAAUCCCCAAAUGUUCAAUCUAAUAAAAUCCAA
Salvia miltiorrhiza (redroot sage) is the source of this 1672-nucleotide messenger RNA. RefSeq names its product cytochrome P450 CYP72A219-like. Lineage: Eukaryota; Viridiplantae; Streptophyta; Magnoliopsida; Lamiales; Lamiaceae. The record is from RefSeq and is a predicted model, not a curated record. The transcript has 5 exons. Gene Ontology annotation, molecular function: monooxygenase activity; iron ion binding; oxidoreductase activity, acting on paired donors, with incorporation or reduction of molecular oxygen. The coding region runs from base 16 to 1566 and encodes 516 amino acids.